AUGGGUGCUGGUCUCACGAACGUAGCUCUUGUGACCGAUGGGAGAUACUCUGGGGCAAGUCACGGGUUUAUUGUCGGACAUGUUGUUCCGGAAGCUGCUGUGGGUGGGCCUAUUGCCGUCGUCCAAGAUGGCGAUGUCAUAACUAUUUCGGCCGAAACAAAUACUUUGAGUAUGGACAUCAGUGAUGAGGAGAUUGCAGAACGACUGAAGGCUUGGAAGCCACCCAAGAGCGCGGUCAAUAGAGGUGUUCUCGCGAAAUACCAGAGACUGGUUGGAGAUGCUUCUCACGGCGCUAUGACGGAUUUGUUUUAA
Molecule: messenger RNA, 312 nt
Organism: Lachnellula hyalina
Lineage: Eukaryota; Fungi; Ascomycota; Leotiomycetes; Helotiales; Lachnaceae
Gene: ilvD
Product: Dihydroxy-acid dehydratase
Exons: 2
Coding region: 1-312 (103 amino acids)
Biological process (GO): branched-chain amino acid biosynthetic process
Cellular component (GO): mitochondrion
Molecular function (GO): dihydroxy-acid dehydratase activity
Source: RefSeq, a predicted model, not a curated record